AGGAAAACGCGAGGCGAUAGGACCGCGCAGCAGUCCGACUAGACUGACUUAGAUUCAGUGUUUGUCUGCCUUUAGUCGUGAGAGGGUAGAGGCAGUGCGGCUCCUGGGAAAAGGCUGACACCCUUUACUAAAUACUGCACAAUGGUGUUCACAAGAUUGUUGCUGGUGAUUUGUUGUCUUGCAUGGGGAAGUGCCAGUAAUAACACAUGCCCUCCAGCCUUCUUGAACCGAUGCAAUUGUGGCAUGGCAUACAGUAGGUAUGGUUUUCCAAAUCAAAUGAAGUACACUGUCAACUGCACCAAUUCAGGCUUCACAUCUGCAACAAUGCUACAGUCUCUCCCAAGCAGAACUGAAGUUCUCAUCUUCACUGGAAACAUAAUCCCAACACUACCAAUAAAUCUGUUUAACAAGACUGAAUUCUUUGAUGAUCUGGACACCAUUGAUUUGUCCGGUAACCACAUUCGCUUUAUUCAGGGCAAGACUUUCCACAGGGUGUCUGCAGUUAAGACUCUCAUUCUAAACCACAAUGACCUGGAGAUCACUGAUGAAAAGGAGAGACCAAGAUUGUUCAGCAACUUUGAUGAGCUGGAGCACCUACACUUGACCAAUGCUUUCUCAGAAAAGAUCAAUUCCACAGACUACCUGCUGAGCUUGGAGGAUAUUUUCUAUGAAAGUAGACUGGAUUCUCUGAAGACUUUGCAUCUGGAGCAAAAUGAAAUUUGGUCUAUUGGGAACAACACCAGAGUGUUCUGCCAGCUACCAAAGUUGGAGCAGCUUCUGCUCACUGAUAACAGACUGAGGGAUUUUGACUUCAGAAUAGACUGUUUGCAUUCACUGCGAUACAUCAACUUGGAAAGAAAUAUGAUUACCAGGUUCUCUGAUGAUGCAAUGAAGAGACUAGAUAAGUAUACAGAAAUCAGAUCUCCUCGCAAGAUUAAGAUAAGGAUGCGGCAAAAUAAUAUGGUAUGUGACUGUCGCUCAAAACAUUUUAUAGAAUGGUUGAACAAAACGAAUGCUGAUAUUGAGGACUGGAGAGACUUCAAGUGUAAUGAUGGAUACCCAAGUUCCAAUGUUGGGAAGACUUUAAAAGAGGUUCAUGAGCUGCGGUGUCCUUAUGACACGUCUGGCAACAUGAGGGCCAUGGAUCCCUUGAGUCAUGCAGGUCACUUUCAUGGAUAUUCCUCAGCUACCAUUGGUGCUCUAUCCUUCCUGCUAGUGUUCACCACGUCCUUGUUGCUUGCUGUUGCCUACUUUCAUAAGCAAAAGUUAAAGAGCAUAUUUGUGCCGUACUGGGACUUCAUUACCAGGAAGAUUGGUUACACAGGACUUAACCAUGAUGAAGCCCCACAGGAGUUUGAAGCAAAUGGAAGAGGAAGCAAAGGUACAGCUCCCUCUCAGCCUACCACAGUAGUGUGAGCUGGUGAGUGUCUACUCUGCCCUCACCUUCUUGUUCUCUGUCCAGCUGCUGGGCAUUGGUCAAGAAGGUAAAGUCACUUGUAUAGGAAUAACCAUCAUGUUAUGCAUUUUUAGUCUUAUAGAUGCGACCCUAAAAUACAGGAUAGAAAUUUUUUUUAAAUUAGAAGUUGAAAAAUUACAAAUACAUAUUUGUUUCAUACUUUGUUCUAAGUGAUAUCUUAUUUUAUUCAUUUACUUCUUUUAUAUCCUAUUUAUUCAUUUAUUUGUUUAUUUAUAUUUUUAUUUAUUUUCUUUUGAAAUGAUGGAAGGGGAGAAGAGAAAAGUGAAAGACAAGAGCCUGUUUAAAAUUUAAUUAAUAACUAUCACUACAAAAAGUUGGACUGAUGCAAGUGAGAUUAAAAUUUGUGUUGGGCAGAUAUUGCUAAAAAGAAGUUAUACAUAUAAUGGUACAAAGUUCAAGAUCAGAAGAAUAAUAUCCAUAAAGAAAAAUAUAUUGAUUAAUGAAAAGAGAAGCAAUGGAAGAUUACAGAAAAUUCUGAGAUUUAAGAUUUGAAAUGAUGGAUAAAAGGAUGAGAGUUAGUGGUGUCCUUGACUUUAUCCUGAUAGAUAAUGUAUAAAUUGACCCUUGCAGUCAUGAGAAGCAUCUAUCAUAUAGAAACAAAGUAUAAAGUCACUUAAGUUUAGGUGAAAAAACUUGUGAUGUUUGUUCUCUCCCAGAAGUUAGGAUGGGAUGGGGUAUCCUGCAUCAUACCAUAUGCUAUCUUUUGUAUUCUUUCUGUGUGUUCUAUUGUGCUCAUGAUCCCUUGUUCUGCCAUAAUUUUUUUGUUAGAAAGUCGCCCCUGUCCAUAUUUUGAAUCACCCUAACUGCCUUAAACCUCUUAAUAAAGUACCAAGUCAACUUUUUCUAUCUACCCAUAUAUUUUUAGCUAACCUUUAUUCAGUUUAUCUUUCCACCCUGCACUCACCUACAAGUGCUUUCUGGUCUUCUCUUGAUCUGUGUCUUUGUGCAGAAACAAGCCUCUCCCUUCUCUCUUAUCAUUGUAGCUUUCUUUGCAUCAAAACCUACUCUCAUUUCCUUAAAUAUCCAUCUCAUAAAUUGUUUAAUUUUUCAUAAAUUGUUCAAAACUAUUUUGCUCUUGCCUACUUCUUUUGCUCUUCCUUUAAAAUUCAGUGUUUUUUGCUUCUGUCACUCUGAGCAGUUGUGGCAACAUGAACAGCAUUUGUCAUUCAUUAUUGAUAUUAUCAAGGGAAACUUUGAUUUUAUCUAUUAUAUUUUAAGGAGUCCAAGAUCCCAUUUUAGUGACGUGACUAGCUGGUGGUGCAGUCCUCACACUCACAUCCCAUCAGUGCAUCUUGUUGCUCCUUCACCAGCAUGAUACUCAUUUAUUUAAGGUACACACAUUCCAUGGGCAAUAUUUUUAACUCCACAUUACUCUCCACACUGAACUUUUCCAGGACAGAGCAGAUACAACUGAUCUUCCUCUCACCCUUGUGCAGCUCUGCCAAUUAAACUUCUUGCUUCCCUGUAAUAUUGCCCUCCAGUAUCACUACAAGGUGCUUCUGAUGGUCUUCACUCUUUCAUGCAGCAACAGCUUUCUUUGUCAUUUCAUUGAAGUCCAUCUGAGGCUUAAAUGACAUUGCUCUAACUGAGAAGAGUUGAUUGAUGACAUUGUGCUAUUUUGUAAUUGCUGCCAAUAUGCUGAGCUGAGGCUGAGGAGGUAUUGUAUGACAGGGAAGCACACACUCAUUGCUGACAUCAUCCUAAGGCACAGCAGGGCUGCCAUUGCUAGCAUGCUGAGGUGUGGGCUGAGGGAGCUGUUUGUAAUGGGAAGGUGCAUGCAUGCCCUUCAUCACUAAGCAGUCUGUGCAACAAGAAGGCAUAAAGUGGAUGGGAUCACAUAUGCAUAUUAACUUUAUAUUUUUUUUUAUUUUGCUAUUGCAUAUUUACUAUUACUGUAUUAUCAUUAUUAUCUAUUAUUUCAGUUAUCUAUUUAUUUCUUAAUUUAAGUAUUUAUUUAUUUAUUUUAUUAUUAUUUUUAUUUAUUUAUUUUAUUUAUUAUAUUUUUUCAAAUCCAUGGCACCUUUGGAAGCAUGCAUUUUGUCAUGCUUUCAUAUGAGAGAGGCUGGUGGCAAACUAAGAAUUCAUGCCAAGUUAAUUUUUCACAGCAAUGUGUGGCCCAAAAGAAAGUGGCUUUAACUCACUGAACAAAGCCAUUACAUUCAUUAUUUUCUAACAUUGUAUUUUAUGUAUGAUUGCUACAUAUGGGUGGCCAGGACAUCUUAUAGGAAGAUAGAUGCAUUUUUUAAUAGGAUACAACAAAAAUUUAAAGAUUUUUUGUAAUUCACAAGCUAUUGAAUCCUCAUGAAAGUUAUAGUACUGGUGGAUUUUUUUUUUUUUUUUUUUUUUUAAGAAAAUACACAAUGUUAACCUGUAAUUAUUUACUACGUGUAAACUAAUAAGUAAUGGAAAAAAAUGUAUGUGAAAUUUCAAUAAUAUUUUUGUAUACCAUUUUUUUGUAUUGUUUAUGUAUAAAUGUUUAAUAUAUUGUCAUGAAUAGUUUAAUAUGCUGUUUGUUCCAAUAAAAAAGCAGUCACACUAAUGCAUAUUUUGGUGAUUAUGUGCUAGAUUGUACUUAUGAGAGUGUAUGUGAAAGUUAAUACUUUCUGAGAAUAAGUAUGUUUGGUGCCAAAAUGCUUACUUUAAUGUUAAUAAAUUGUUUUGCUUCUUUA
Messenger RNA from Scylla paramamosain (green mud crab), 4146 nucleotides. Its product is annotated as CD180 antigen-like. NCBI's taxonomy places the organism in Eukaryota, Metazoa, Arthropoda, Malacostraca, Decapoda, Portunidae. Gene Ontology annotation, molecular function: protein binding. Bases 142 to 1416 code for a protein of 424 amino acids. The record is from RefSeq and is a predicted model, not a curated record. Gene Ontology annotation, cellular component: membrane. The transcript is spliced from 8 exons.